This is a messenger RNA of Mugil cephalus (flathead mullet), 1802 nucleotides long. Its product is annotated as zinc finger protein 135-like. The transcript has 2 exons. The coding region runs from base 174 to 1274 and encodes 366 amino acids. The record is from RefSeq and is a predicted model, not a curated record. Lineage: Eukaryota; Metazoa; Chordata; Actinopteri; Mugiliformes; Mugilidae.
AAUAGUAGUAUUACUUUGCCACAUAUUUGAUACUGUCGUACACUCUCCUGUCUGGUGCAGCUUGUUGUUGCAUAGUGUCUUUUUAAAGAUAUAUUAUGCUCUGUUGUAUUUAGUGAGCUUAAAUUUUAGACACGUUUAAAUUCUCCUUGACCCUCUUCUGAUAAUGUCUGUGAAUGAAACAUCAAAUUUCUCCAUGUACACAAUACCAACAUGUUCACCUAAAAGACUUUCCACAGCAACAUGUUCAUACAGAGGACCUACUCACUGACCAGCAGCUCUGUAACCAGGAGAGGAACUUCAGUCUGGAGCUGGAGGAACCAGGGCCUCCUCAGAUUAAAGAGGAACUCGAGGAACUCUAUUGUAGUCAGGAUGGAGAGCAGCUUGUACUGAAGCAGGAGACUGAUGCCUUCAUGUUGACUCCUGCUUAUGAAUCAAACAGCGACAAGCUUUUAUUCCACAACUCUCAUGUAGCUGAGAGCCAAGAUCAGAAAGAAAAUAAACACUUAGACUCCGGAUCAACUACAAAGGCAGAGCCGGAGAAGAGGCAUCAGAAACACAGAAGUCACUGUAACACGGGUAAAACAUCUUUAACAUGUGAGGUUUGUGCAAAAACCUUUAAAUAUAAGUCCCAAAUGAAGACGCAUCUCAGAAGUCACACAGGUGAGAAACCAUACGCUUGCAACACUUGUGGGAAAAGGUUCUUUCAGCUGUAUUUUAUGAAAUGUCAGGAAAGGUCUCACACGGACGAGAGGCCGUAUUGUUGUGAAACGUGCGGGAAAAGUUUCAGAAGAGGGGAAUACUUGUUGGUCCACAAACGGACCCACACAGAUGAGAGGCCAUACUUUUGCAAUACUUGUGGGAAAAGAUUUUGUGCCGUGUCAUCACUGAAGUCUCACAGGAGAAUCCAUAAAGGGGAUAAAACAUUUCCUUGCCAAAUGGAUACGAAAAGUUGCAAUAGUUUGACGGUCGACACAAAAACUCGCAAAGUGGAGAAGCGCUAUUCUUGCAACACGUGUGGAAAACGUUUCACUAGAAAUGGUAACUUAUUGAGCCACGUGAGGAUUCACACGGGUGAGAAGCCUUACCCCUGCAACACAUGCGAGAGGCGGUUUAAAGAUCCGUCAGCGUUGAAAUAUCACUUAAGAUCGCACACAGGUGAGAAGCCCUACUCCUGUGACAGCUGUGGGAAAAAAUUUCUUUGCUUAUCAAAUUUGAAUAACCACACAAGGACACACACAGGGGAGAACAGUCCUGAAACAUUUGUGGGAAACUAAGCUUGAAAAUCAUAAGAUUAUGAACCGAUUAUAGAUGGAGGUUUCAGAUUUUUACUUUCAGUAACUGUCCUGUGAAUUAGCUGCAUGUCACACUGUUAUAUGGCCCUGAUAAGGUCUGGUUUCAGUAUAUGAGUUAAAAUAUUUAUUUAUUUAUUUAAGUGGUGAACUGAUGUGAAAGCUGAGAAACCAAGUUGUUCUUCCAACGUUUUCUUUUAAUUUUUUAGUUCAAUUUUAUGUCAUGAUUGCAUCAACUUUUUACUGUUUCAAGCUUUGGACAUUAACAAGUUGCAAAUGUAAUUAUAUGCACUUCCUAUACAAACUGUCUUUAAUCAAAGUAGAUUGUUAACAACGAUAUUCGUCUUAUUUCAGUGCUGGUAAUUCAAAUUGAAUCACAAACACUGAUGGAUUAAAUCUGUGAGUGGAGGUAAUGCAUUCAAUCAUCUGUGCCUAAAGGGAUGAGGGCAGUCAAAUGCUGUUGUUCUGAUUUCGUGUAUUUAUUCUGACAAUAAAUGUGUUGUGUCGAGGGAA